Messenger RNA from Clupea harengus (Atlantic herring), 2918 nucleotides. RefSeq names its product beta-1,4-galactosyltransferase 2 (gene b4galt2). Gene Ontology annotation, molecular function: galactosyltransferase activity. Gene Ontology annotation, biological process: carbohydrate metabolic process. Gene Ontology annotation, cellular component: Golgi apparatus. The record is from RefSeq and is a predicted model, not a curated record. NCBI's taxonomy places the organism in Eukaryota, Metazoa, Chordata, Actinopteri, Clupeiformes, Clupeidae.
UGAACAUCAUAUAACAUCGGUCACAUUUAUUCUCUGGAAAUGACCUGAUCAAUUCAUUUUGGGAUUUAGACUGAAAACAGUGGCUGGCAAGGCUUUCAUACUGUCUUGCGGUGGAAUAGGCUACUCUGAUGACGUUUGAACCAUCCGACUCUCCGUACCAGAAAGAAACGACAGCCUCCAGUGGCUGUAUUAUUUGUCCUCAUAUCAAGCUUAUGAGCAAAUAUGUAAUGCCUACCAGGAAUUCGCGGAAAAAUAUAUAGUUGAUUUGAAGGUAGUACUAAUAUACUGCUUAAAGAAGAUGAGGGAGCCAUUUGAACUGUCUGUUAUUUUCCAAGACGUUUUGAUGCUUGUGCAGGGCUUCACAAAAAAUGAAUUUACCGAUACCAUCAUCUGUUGGAAAUAACGGUAUCGCGCUGCUUUAUUGCGUUGGUAUUAUGUAGCUUUAUACUGCAUAAUCUAUGCAUUUUCCAGCCCUUAAAGCUUUUCGGCUGAACUGACAGUCUGGUAUUUUGAUAGUCUGCUGAACACCAACAAAGAAAUGCAUCCAUAAGAAGAUAAUUGGUGCUCUGGCUCGCUUGUUAUCACGAGGUGACUUUGUCGAGCCGUGGCCCAUGGGACUGGCACGGGUUGGAGGCUUGACGGAUGCCCGUAGCCGAGCAGCGGCCACGGCCUCGACCAUGACCCGGCUGAUGUUGGGCCGGACCCUGGAGCGGAUCUGCAAGGGCGUGCUGCUCCUGUGCCUGGUGCACUUCGUCAUCAUGAUGAUCCUCUACUUCGACGUCUACAGCCAGCGCUUCGACAUCUUCAGCCGCUUCAACAACGGCCGUGGCGCCAACGCCUCCCGUGCCGCCGGGGCCCACCACUACUACUACUACAACUCCACCAGGCCCAACGCCACCUUCGCCAACUUCCUGGCCACCGCUGACCAGCUGCUGGCCAGCGGCAGACCUGAGGCCAACCACACGCCGCCCACGCCCAAGCCCAUACCGCCAUGCCCAGAGGUGCCCCCCGGCCUGGUGGGUCGCCUGCUCAUCGAGUUCAGCUCGAUGAUGACAUUCGAGCGCGUGCUGAGGGAGAACCCCAACGUAACGGAGGGGGGAAAGUACACGCCGCACGACUGCCGGGCCAAGCAGAAGGUGGCCAUCAUCAUCCCCUUCCGCCACCGCGAGCACCACCUCAAGUACUGGCUGCACUACCUUCACCCCAUCCUGCGCCGACAGAAGAUCGACUACGGCAUCUACAUCAUCAACCAGUUGGGGGAGGAUACCUUUAACCGGGCCAAGCUGCUGAAUGUGGGCUACACUGAAGCCCUGAAAGACGGCGAGUACGACUGCUUCAUCUUUAGCGAUGUGGACCUAAUCCCCAUGGAUGACCGCAACCUCUACCACUGCUAUGACCAGCCACGGCACUUCGCCAUCGCCAUGGACAAGUUUGGCUUCAGGCUGCCAUAUGCGGGCUAUUUUGGUGGAGUCUCCGGCCUCAGCAAAAAGCAGUUUCUCAAAAUCAACGGCUUCCCCAACGAGUACUGGGGAUGGGGAGGGGAAGACGACGACAUCUACAACCGGAUCACACUGAACGGGAUGAAGGUGUCCCGGCCAGACGUGAAGAUCGGCCGCUACCGGAUGAUCAAGCACGAGAGAGACAAGCACAACGAGCCCAACCCACAGAGGUUCAUAAAAAUCCAGAACACGAAGAACACCAUGCGGAAGGACGGCAUCAGCUCGCUGAUGUACCGCGUGGUCUCUGUGAAGAGGUACGCACUCUACACCAACAUCUCCGUGGAGAUCGGCAAGCCCCCUCCCAGACCCUUAAGGGGAUAGCAGCUCGAGGAGGUGACCACUACCCACCAUCCCACACACACACACACACACACACACACACACACACACACACACACACACACACACACACACACACACACACCUUUGGAGGCAUCAGGACUUUCCUGCAUUCGCACCCAAGAGAAGAGAAAGAGGGUUCAAAUCCACUUUAUUGACAUUCUCAGACAUCCAAAACAAAGGGAAGCCACGGACCUGGACAUCAAGUUGCUUACCUCUCAGGAAAUGAUCAAGCUUUGCACCUGGGGAGAGGGUCCACAUACACACAUGAAGGUACUUACGCACACACACCCACACACACUUAAUUUCUCUGUAGAGACACUGGAGGGGCAGGCUGGAAAGGAAGGCCUCCCACUAAUGCAGUAACUCCGUGCAGUAGCACUACUGAACAGCCAGGGCCAACUGCUGGUCGCUGGUAAACUUUACUUUGGAGAGUCCUUUGAAGGGAGCCCAGCAGUGACUUUUUUCACGCACAGUUAAGGACAUUCUGCUGGUGUUCUGGAGAAGGGGGGGGGGGGGGUGGAACUGAAUCAAAGGACAGAAGAGCAGACGGCUCCUCUCGUGUAAAUCUGUGUGAACAUAUUGUAUAUCGCAGAAUGAAUGUGUCUUGUACCUGCAGUGACUGCAGUGAACUUUUUUUCCCUCUUCUCUCUCGCUCUCUCUCUUUCAUUCUUUCUCUAUUCCUCCCGUUCUGUUCAUAUAUCCAAGGACAUAGAUGAGCUUGACAGAAAUGGUGCUGGAAAGGAAGUUUAUGGAACAUGAUACGUUUUGGGGUGAUUUUGUCUUUCUCUCUCUUUCUUUGGUUCUGUCUUGAGUUGUUUCUUAGUUUCAUGAUGUCUUUCUUUUCCUGAAGACAAAGCAUUUUGCUUACCACGGAAUGAAGUGCAUCUCUGAAGAUAUUUUGUAAAUGGACAGAGGUCGAUUUUUCUGGAAGUCUGGUGAGAUUUACUGCAGCAGGUGAUGGACGCCCUGCUGGAAGGGCCUCUGUGGUCCGUGGUGAAUUUCACAGAAACAGUUCUGUAAACAAAACACAGUAUAUUUGUGCCGAGAACACAGUUUUUCUAAUGGUCCUUUCUUUGU